AUGGCUGCGCGUAGAGCCGCGAAUUCGACCAUCGGCGCGCACCUUCGCUCCUCCUUCAUCCGCCUCUCACGCACCUUCAACCCACCAUGCGUUGCUGACGUGUCACCACAUUGUCCAUCAUCCGCGAUCCCGUCAACCGCCAAUUUUUCGCAACGCACGGCGGGUCGCAUUCAAUCCCCACCGCUGUCGUCGGCGGCUCCGAUCUCUGAUCGGAUCCGGAACUUCUCCAUUGUCGCCCACGUGGACCACGGGAAAUCCACGCUGGCAGACCGCCUGCUGGAGCUGACAGGCACGCUCACGCCCAGCGACACCAAGGGGCAGGCGCGCCCACAGUACCUGGACAAGCUGCAGGUGGAGAGGGAGCGAGGCAUCACAGUGAAGGCACAGACCGCCACCAUGCUCUUUGACUUCCACCCAUCGGCACCUACUGGAGGAGACCAGUCUGGUCCCGGUCCUCCUCCCGGGCGCUACCUGCUGAAUCUGAUUGACACGCCCGGCCACGUGGACUUCAGCUACGAGGUGUCUCGCUCGCUGGCCGCCACGCAGGGCGUGCUGCUGCUGGUGGACGCGCAGCAGGGCAUCCAGGCACAGACCGUCGCGAAUUUCUUUCUCGCUUUGGAAGGAGACUUGGCCAUCGUACCCGUUGUGAACAAGAUUGACAGGCCCGAUGCCGAUCCCCAAGCUGUCGCGGCUCAGAUCGCCUCCACCUUCGACCUGCCUCGCGCCUCCUGCCUCUUCACCUCAGCCCGCACUCUCCCUUCCCUUGUCCCUCCACUCCCCCCAUCCCCCCUCUCAGCUGUUGCUGCCCAAAUCGCCUCCACCUUCGACCUGCCUCGCGCCUCCUGCCUCUUCACCUCAGCCCGCACUCUCCCUUCCCUUGUCCCUCCACUCCCCCCAUCCCCCCUCUCAGCUGUUGCUGCCCAAAUCGCCUCCACCUUCGACCUGCCCCUCACCUCCUGCCUCUUCACCUCGGCCCGCAUGGGAGCCGGCCUGCCCUCUCUCCUCUCCGCCAUCGUGCGCCAGAUACCACCUCCCCCAGGCGACCCUGCCGCGCCGCUGCGCGCGCUGCUAUUGGACGCGCACUUUGACGAGUACAGGGGCGUGGUGUGUCACGUGGCAGUGGUUGAUGGGGCAAUCAGGGAGGGGGAGAAGGUGGCGGUGGCAGGCAUGGGGAUGAGCUACGAUGUGGGGGAGGUGGGGGUGAUGUACCCUGAAGCAACGCCCACUGGCUGUUUGCUUACUGGGCAGGUGUGUGCGCGGGUGAAUGUGUGUGUGGGAGAGAGGGUGGCGGUGGCAGGCAUGGGGAUGAGCUAUGAUGUUGGGGAGGUGGGGGUGAUGUACCCUGAAGCAAUGCCCACUGGCUGUUUGCUUACUGGGCAGGUGUGUGUGCGGGUGAAUGUGUGUGUGGGAGAGAGGGUGGCGGUGGCAGGCAUGGGGAUGAGCUAUGAUGUUGGGGAGGUGGGGGUGAUGUACCCUGAAGCAACGCCCACUGGCUGUUUGCUUACUGGUCAAGUGGGGUAUGUGAUGCUGGGCAUGCGGACAACGCAAGAAGCAAGGGUGGGUGACACGAUCCACCACCACAAGGCGCAGGUGUCGCCCCUCCCGGGCUUCAGGGCGGCGCAGCACAUGGUGGGGUAUGUGAUGCUGGGUAUGCGCACGACUCGAGAAGCAAGGGUAGGCGACACCAUUCACCACCAUAAAUCCCAAGUGUCGCCCCUACCGGGCUUCAGGGCGGCGCAGCACAUGGUGUUUGCGGGGGUGUUCCCGGCCGAUGGGUCUGACUUUGAGGCGCUGGCCAAGGCGGUGGACAAGCUGGUGUGCAACGAUGCCAGCGUGGCCGUGACAAGAUACAGCAGUGCUGCACUGGGGGCUGGAUUCAGGUGCGGCUUCCUGGGUUUGCUCCACAUGGACGUGUUUCACCAGCGCCUGCAGCAGGAGUUUGGAGCCGAGGUCAUCUCAACCGCUCCCUCCGUGCCUGCCAUCUUUGAAUACGCUGACGGCACUCGCAUAGAAGCCCAGGGUCCAUCCGACAUCCCAUCUGUCCCGAAGCAGCGAGUGCUUCGCUGCACCGAGCCCUUCGUGCUCGCUACCAUCGUGACUCCCUCCAAGUACGUGGGACCUAUCAUGGACCUCUGUGCGAGCAGGAGGGGCGAGCAGAAAGAGUACUCGUUUAUUGAUGGCGACCGGGCCAUGCUGCGCUAUGACAUGCCGGUGAGGGAGGUGGUGAUGGAUUUCUACAGCCACCUCAAGAGCAUCUCGUCAGGGUUCGCGACGUUUGACUACGAAGAUGCCGGCAUGAGGGAGGCGGAUCUGGUGAAGGUGGAUGUGCUGCUGAAUGGCAAGCCAGUGGAUGCGCUGGCAGCCAUCGCCCACAGAGACGCGGCGCAGCGCAUGGGCAGGAAGCUGGUGGAGCGCCUCAAAGGGGUGCUCGACAGGCAAAUGUUUGAGGUGGUUAUCCAGGCUGCUAUUGGCGCUAAAGUGAUCGCAAAUCGGAUCGGAGCGGUCAUGGGAUCGCCGUCGGUGAUGGAUGAGGUGCGGAAGGUGAUGGCGAUGGUGACGGAGGGCAACGAGCAGCUGCAGCAGGCGCAGGAGCAGGCCUCCGCCGCCAUUCGCGAGACCACCGCGGCCGCGCGGCAGCAAAUGGCGGUCAUGGAAGCUGCAGCGUCGGAGCAGCUGCUGGAAGCGAAGGCGUCCCUUGAGGUGGCUCGUGAGGUGUACACACAAUACGAGGACGUUUUCUUCCACCACCUCAAGAAGCAUCGCGUUGCCUCGUCUGCAGCGCUGCUCUCUGCCCUCGCUUUUAUCCUUCCAGGGCCACGCAAGAUGCUGUAUAGGGCAACAUUUGGCCGGUUCCAAACUCCAGAGGUGCUGGUGGAGUCAGCCGAGCUCAAGCUGGAAAGGUUUGGAGCAGUUAGUGGAGGUGAAUGGAGGUUAACGCAAGUGCUGGUGGAGUCAGCAGAGCGCAAGCUAGAGGGCUUGAAGCAGUCGGUGGAAGUCUUUAAGAACGACACCAAGAAGCUGCAGUCAGAGUUCCUGUCAGGCCGAGACAAGCUGAAGGCUGCAGGGGCUGAGAUGCAAAGGCUGGCAGGGACGGUACGAGCAGCAGAGAAGAAGUCACUGGGGCUUCGUGAGCUACUAAAAGACCUGCCUGCAAGAGACAGCGUUCGGCUGCGAUCAGAGCUGGCCAUGGCAACCCGAGAGGCUCAACGUCAAUUGCAUGCCAUUAACAAGACAACUGUGCAUGUGGCUCGUCUCGGCAUCCCUAUCUAG
Molecule: messenger RNA, 3270 nt
Organism: Closterium sp. NIES-65
Lineage: Eukaryota; Viridiplantae; Streptophyta; Zygnematophyceae; Desmidiales; Closteriaceae
Source: the annotation of a GenBank genome assembly